Harmonia axyridis is the source of this 1606-nucleotide messenger RNA. RefSeq names its product UDP-glycosyltransferase UGT5-like. The record is from RefSeq and is a predicted model, not a curated record. Bases 30 to 1571 code for a protein of 513 amino acids. The transcript is spliced from 4 exons. NCBI's taxonomy places the organism in Eukaryota, Metazoa, Arthropoda, Insecta, Coleoptera, Coccinellidae. Gene Ontology annotation, molecular function: UDP-glycosyltransferase activity.
AUCAUUAGCCUUCCUCAUUCUCGUUCAACAUGUCUAUCAGUAAUGUUAUGUUUCUUACGAUUUACUCGAUUUUUUUGGUGCAAUCAGAAUGUCACAAUAUACUGGCGGUCUUCAACAUACCUUCAAAAAGUUUGCAUCUAGCUGCGGUUAGCAUGGUUGAAAUUUUAGCAGAAAAAGGGCACAAUGUGACCCUUGUGACUGCCUAUGAAUGUAAUGAGAAACAAAAAAAUUUUACUCAUGUUUUUCUGAAAGAUACUGCAGAAGUCAACGAAAAGACAUUCUCGAAUUAUUUCCAUUUCGACAUGAACCCUUACCAUAUCCUCUACACAUUCGAGCAACUAGGUAUCGACAACUGCAGAGCCACAUUCAACGAUAGUUACUUCAAGAAAUUGAUAAGUUCAGAGCAGAAGUUCGAUUUACUCAUCGUAGAUAUCUACCUGUCACCUUCUCUCCUCUACCUAUCAGAAUAUUACGAUAUACCUGUCAUAUUGUAUACUUCCAUGGAUUCCGGAUAUAGUACCAAUCCCUUUCUUGGCAAUUCUGCACCUCCUUCAUACGUUCCUCAUGUCAUGAAUCAUUACUCUAGUGACAUGUCCUUUUUCCAACGUUUAGACAACUUCUUAAUCACCAUGGUGGGAGAGUUACUAUUAUAUUUGUACUCUCUAUCUAGGCAUGAUGAAAUUGUUAAGAGCGUUUUUCCUGAAGCUCCUGACAUCAAUGAAUAUUCCCACAAGGCUUCUGUGUUACUCAUGAAUAGCGAUGUGGCCAUAGCAGAGGCUACUCCUAAAACUCCUGGUAUGGUCUACAUCGGCGGUUUCCAUAUCAACGAGAAUAAACCUCUACCUGAAGAUAUAAAAAAUAUUAUGGAUAACGCUGAAGAUGGUGUCAUUCUCUUCAGCUUGGGCUCGAAUAUAAAAAGUUCGCAUAUGCCAAGGUCAAGAGUUCAAGAAAUACUUCAAGUAUUUUCUAAGUUGAAGCAAGUUGUUAUUUGGAAAUGGGAAGACGAAGAUCUGCCUGGUAAACCACCAAAUGUGAUUGUGAAGAAAUGGCUACCGCAAAACGAAAUACUGGCUCAUAAAAACAUAAAACUCUUCAUAACUCAUGGUGGCCAACACAGUAUUUUGGAAACAGUAUUCUACGGUGUACCUUGUGUUUCGCUCUCAGUAUUCAUGGACCAGGCAUCAAAUUCCUUCAGGGCGACCCAUCUAGGUUUUGCAGAGUGGAUCCCAUAUAAAGAAUUCACACCAGAGAGAUUUGAGAACGCUAUCCUUAAAACUUUGAUCGAUCCAAGGUACACCGAAAUGGCGAAGAAAAGGUCGAAAAUAAUGCGAGAUAAGCCUAUAUCACCUCGUGAAACUAUAGCAUUUUGGGUAGAUUACGUUGUUAAUCACAAAGGAGCAAACCAUCUGAAAGUGGCAGCCCUGAAACUCAGUUGGUAUCAAUAUCUUCUCCUUGAUGUUGUUGCUUUCGUUAUAAUAUGUUCUUUUGUGUUAGUUUAUCUGAUCAGAUCUAUAACCAAAUAUAUGUUUAGCAGUUUUAGCAAGAAAAAGCCAAAAGAGAAAAAUCACUAAAUAAAUACAAUAAAAAUUGUAAAAAGUAUUUCAUU